GCUGGCUUUGAACUCACAGUCCUCCUGCCUCAGUCUCCUGAGUUGCUGGGAUUACAGGUGUGUGACAUCGUGCCCGGCUAAAACAAGCAUCUUUUGAGCCUACAAAUUCAAGGUAUUUCCUUUGCCUUCCUAUGUUGAAAACGGCACCAUUCCCAACCCCAAUGUUUCUGGACCUCCUAUCUUCCUCCUUUGUCAUUUCUACUUAAUUUUGUGGAUCCACCUCUUCUAGAAGCUCUGGAGGGAACCAUGCAUGGGAUGUACAUUGUUUGUAAAUCUGCAGGGCUAUGAAGGUAAUUAGAAACAGACUCAGAGAAGUUAAGUAAGGUCUCCUGCUAGUAAAUGGACAUCAUGGUGAUAACAUCCUACAGCCCAAGAGAUCAGUAUGUUCAUUAAUAGAUUAUUUCCAUCAUAGGUAAUAGAGAAGAGGAAACCUAACCAAUGACUGUGGAAUAAUAUGGAAGAAGAUGAAAAAACCUUUUUUAAUGGGUUGAGAGGGUGGCGACUGCUCUAAGACAUGGAUAGAUGCAAACAUGUAGGACGGUUGCGGCUCGCCCAGGACCACUCCAUCCUGAACCCUCAGAAGUGGUGCUGCCUGGAGUGCGCCACCACCGAGUCGGUGUGGGCUUGCCUCAAGUGUUCCCACGUGGCCUGCGGCCGCUACAUUGAGGACCACGCACUGAAACACUUUGAAGACACUGGACACCCACUAGCCAUGGAAGUCCGGGAUCUCUACGUGUUCUGCUACUUGUGCAAGGACUAUGUGCUCAAUGAUAACCCGGAGGGGGACCUGAAGCUGCUGAGAAGCUCCCUCGUGGCGGUGCGGGGCCAGAAGCAGGACCAGCCAGUGAGACGUGGGCGGACACUGCGGUCCAUGGCUUCGGGCGAGGACGUGGUCCAGCCGCAGCGUGCUCCUCAGGGACAGCCGCAGAUGCUCACGGCUCUGUGGUACCGGCGCCAACGCUUGCUGGCCAAGACACUGAGGCUGUGGUUCGAGAAGAGCUCUCGGGGCCGGGCGAAACUGGAGCAGCGGCGGCAGGAGGAGGCGCUGGAGCUCAAGAAGGAAGCGGCGCGGCAAAGGCGGCGCGAGGUAAAGCGGCGGCUGCUGGAGGAGCUGGCCAGCGCCCCUCCGCGCAAGAGCGCGCGCCUGCUCCUGCACGCGCCCCGCCGCGCGGGCCCUUCCGCCGCGCGCUCGGCCGCGCUCUCCGCCUCCCGCCAGAUGCCGGGCGCUUCUGCGCUCAAGCCGCGCCGCCAGCCGGCGGUGGCCCCCGGCGUGACGGGCCUGCGCAACCUGGGCAACACCUGCUACAUGAACUCCAUCCUCCAGGUGCUCAGCCACCUGCAGAAGUUCCGAGAGUGUUUCCUGAACCUUGACCCAUCCACCACAGAGCACCUGUUUCCCCAAGCCACGAACGGCAAGGCUCCGCUCUCUGGCAGGCCGGCCAGCAGCUCUGCCACCGAGUUGUCGGCGAGGAGCGACCGAGCCCAGGCGUGCGAGCGGGAAGGCCUCUGCUGGAACGGUGGGGCCUCCAUCAGCAGAAGCAUGGAGCUCAUCCAGAACAAGGAGCCCAGCUCGAAGCACAUUUCCCUUUGCCACGAACUGCACACCCUCUUCCGAGUCAUGUGGUCCGGGAAGUGGGCCCUAGUGUCACCCUUUGCCAUGCUUCACUCCGUGUGGAGCCUGAUCCCCGCCUUCCGCGGCUACGACCAGCAGGACGCGCAGGAAUUUCUCUGCGAGCUGCUGCACAAAGUACAGCAGGAACUCGAGUCAGAGGGCACCACGCGCCGGAUCCUCAUCCCCUUCUCCCAGAGGAAGCUCACCAAACAGGUCUUAAAAGUGGUUAACACCAUAUUUCACGGUCAGCUGCUCAGUCAGGUCACAUGUAUAUCUUGCAAUUACAAAUCAAAUACUAUUGAACCCUUUUGGGAUCUGUCCCUGGAAUUCCCUGAACGCUAUCAUUGCAUAGAAAAGGGGUUUGUUCCUUUGAAUCAGACAGAGUGCCUGCUUACUGAGAUGCUGGCCAAGUUCACUGAGACAGAGGCCCUGGAAGGGAGAAUCUACGCUUGUGACCAGUGUAACAGCAAACGACGCAAGUCCAACCCCAAACCCCUUGUUCUGAGUGAAGCUAGAAAGCAGUUAAUGAUCUACAGACUACCUCAGGUCCUCCGGCUGCACCUUAAAAGAUUCAGGUGGUCUGGCCGUAACCAUCGAGAGAAGAUUGGGGUCCAUGUCGUCUUUGACCAGGUAUUAACCAUGGAACCUUACUGCUGCAGGGACAUGCUCUCCUCUCUUGACAAAGAGACCUUUGCCUAUGAUCUCUCCGCAGUGGUCAUGCAUCACGGGAAAGGGUUUGGCUCAGGACACUACACAGCCUAUUGCUACAACACAGAGGGAGGUUUUUGGGUCCACUGCAAUGACUCAAAGCUGAAUGUAUGCAGUGUCGAGGAAGUGUGCAAAACCCAGGCCUACAUUCUUUUUUACACUCAAAGAACAGUGCAGGGCAAUGCAAGAAUCUCAGAAACACAACUCCAAGCUCAGGUGCAGUCCAACAACAAGGAUGAAGGCAGACCACAGAUAUUCCCUUGAUUGAGAGGCAUGGAUAAAGACUGCUUUGAUUUUAAUCCAUUGGUGUCCACACAUCUUUCCCCUCAUAGGAAAUAAGGCUACUGCAGGAACAGAUUACUAGGUUUGCCUCACUGGGGCUACAGCGGAAGAUGCCAGGUGAUUCAUGUUCUGUCAUAAUGUUUGUAGUCACUUUCUUUUGAAUGCAUUUAGAAAUCCCCUCCUUUCAUAAAACAAAAGGAGUAACUUCUAUGAAGAUUCUUUCAUCAGUUGCUUCUGAAUAUAGAGGGAUCUGAGUUGAGGAAAGGAGGGGGUGGGGAUUGAUCAUCCAGCCAGGAGAACAGCUGUGUCUUUGGUCCCAUUAGGUGAGUCCUCUACUAACCAGGGCCUCUUAGCAGCACCAGAACAUUCCCAAGGUGAGCAACUCUGAACAGAGCACAUGAAGAGGGCUCCUGGGCUGGCAGCUUUUGGAUGGGAUUGGUUCUGACGUGGGAGGUAAAGUCCACAAGGGAAGUAACCUUCAAGAGUUAAAACUCGGAAACUUCCUUUUUCAGGGGAUAGCAGCUGAAGAGUGGAAUGACACAUGGUGUGUUCACGUGUCAUACCCUCCCCGGCUGCUGCUGCUGUUUAAUCACUCUAUACUUCUGGGACUGGCAUGAACACCCCUUCCUUUAAAAAAAGGGACAGUUGACAUGAAGCAGUGGACCAGUACAUGUUCUCUGCUGCAUGCUGAGCCAAGGGGCUCUCCUGGCUAUCCCAGGUCUGUAGCAGUUCCUUGGUUCAGGUCUAGGGCAAGCUUAUGGUUCAGUUUAAAUUGGUUAGGAGGUCAGUUGUCUCAGGCUUUCUCCGAAUGCAGUAAGGGCGGGCAGGGCUUAUCUGAAUGGCUGCUGCCCUUUCUUACCUUGGUGUAGCACUUGGCUUCUUUACCUGCAGAUUCUUUGUUACGCCUGGAGAGGUAGAAUAUUGGUGUUUGUAAGGCUUGGGAGCUUUUGCUUUCCCUAGGGUGGGGGAAUUACUUAGGAAUCCACUGUGUGUGUCCAGUUUAUUGCAAUGGCCCUGGCCUGUUUCCUUCUCAUCUGCUACUCCCUAUUGUUGCUUUAGCUACCUAUCCUCGGUCCAUCAGAGAAAAAAUCAAAAGUGCCCUCUCCUUUAUUCCAGUACUAGUAAAAUAUAUUUUUCUUUUAAAA
Molecule: messenger RNA, 3747 nt
Organism: Marmota flaviventris (yellow-bellied marmot)
Lineage: Eukaryota; Metazoa; Chordata; Mammalia; Rodentia; Sciuridae
Source: RefSeq, a predicted model, not a curated record